UCAUUGCGGACCCAACUCUCCUUGUAGACCAAUUUACACAACAAAACUGCUUUAUCAUCUUCGUAUUGUUAGAACCAGUCAACAAAAUACAGCCACCUUCAACAAUUAAACGUUUAAUUUGUAAGUGAAUUCCCUAGAGAAAAUGGCAACGGAAAUUUCAAGAACAGUACUGUUUCACUUCUUGUUUUCAGGUUUAACAUUUACAUUCCUCGUUACUCUUGCCAUUUCCUCCGACCCUUAUUUACUGCAUUCUUGUGCAAACAACACCGGCAACUACACCGCCAAUAGUGCUUACGAGCGUGACCUCAAUACCAUCUUCAAACAGAUCACCUCUAUUACGAAAUCGAAUUACGGAUUUUACAACAAGAAAGUAGGCGAAGUCAACGCCAUGGCACUUUGCAGAGCAGAUGUUAAGCUAGAUGUUUGCACUGGUUGUUUAAAUGAAACUAUAUCAAGGGUCAAGCUGGAUUGUCCUAACAACAAAGAAGCCAUCGGAUGGUCUGCGAAUUGCACGUUACGGUACUCGAACACAAACCUCUCCGAGAAGUUGGAAAUUAAUCCUCAAACCUGUCCAUAUAAUACAGGAUCUACGGCUGAUGAGUACUUUCAGCUCAGACUCGGAGAGUUGUUGAGUGACCUGCGUAAUAAAGCAGCAGCAGGGGGUGCUCUUCUUAAAUACGCAGCAGGUGACUCGUCGCUCAGGGCUUCGGAAAGGUUAUACGCUCUAGUGCAGUGCACUCCUGAUUUGUCUGAGGGAGACUGCAAUCAUUGUCUUGAUAAGGCGGCAACUGACGGGAUUCGGUGGUGUUGCCUUAAGCAGAGGGGAUGCCGGGUCCUUAGUCCUAGCUGUAACUUGAGGUUCGAAACAUAUCCCUGUUGUUCCUAUAGGGUAGGAAGCGUGUAAAUUAUUGUACUAAAAAAUCACACAAAGUUCAAUUUCCAGGGAAGUGAGGUGGAUCACAUGGAUCUCUUAAA
Messenger RNA from Gossypium arboreum, 975 nucleotides. RefSeq names its product cysteine-rich receptor-like protein kinase 26. The record is from RefSeq and is a predicted model, not a curated record. The transcript has a single exon. NCBI's taxonomy places the organism in Eukaryota, Viridiplantae, Streptophyta, Magnoliopsida, Malvales, Malvaceae. The coding region runs from base 143 to 904 and encodes 253 amino acids.